Messenger RNA from Cladophialophora immunda, 1759 nucleotides. RefSeq lists its product as uncharacterized. Gene Ontology annotation, molecular function: catalytic activity. The coding region runs from base 500 to 1579 and encodes 359 amino acids. The record is from RefSeq and is a predicted model, not a curated record. The transcript has a single exon. NCBI's taxonomy places the organism in Eukaryota, Fungi, Ascomycota, Eurotiomycetes, Chaetothyriales, Herpotrichiellaceae.
CUCGGCGGCUGCCAAGCUUCUCCCCGCAAAAAUGCUCCGGGGGCAAUUCACGUGUUUAGUAGCUGAGCCUCGGCCCGUGGCUGGCAACACUUCCUAACUGAUACCACAGCUAUACGCAACGGCUACGGCGGACUGGCCGUGUAUCUCGACUUAUAUUUCUCAUCAUCCUCCAUUUUCCCAAGAGCUAUCUCGAGGAUAUCAGCCAUGCCAUAGGGCAACGCACGAGCCAGCAAGUUUUGAGCCUAUUUGACGAUCAAGGGCGGGAGAAUCCUCAGUUGGGCCGUGAACCGAGGGCAAGAUCCGGAUACAUCUAAACAAGCAAGGGAGCGAGCCUAGCAUUCUAUUGGCUGAGUCAGACCUUUGAAGCUGUAUAUAAUCACAGCAACAUAUCAACAUCUGGAGCAACAGGACCCAAUCCUUUGUCUAAGGGAAAAAGAAAAGGAGAGGGAAGAAUUGGAGCAUUUAACGGCCUCGAAAAGACUUUGGCGAGAUCUCCACCAUGGCCAACAACCAACGCUUGACGGUCGACAAAAUCAGAGUCAAAGAUGACCCGCGAAUCACGUUCCUCUCGGCCUUCUUGAACGGGAAGACGUACGGCUACCUGUUCAGCCCGGCGUCGCCCUCGGUGCCGAAACGAGGCACCAUCUUCCUCAUCCACGGCUUCCCGGACAUCAGCAUGGGCUGGCGCUAUCAGAUCCCGUUCCUCACCAAACUCGGCCUCGACGUGGUCGCCCCGGACUCGAUGGGCUACGGCCGGACCGACGCCCCCAAGUGGACGCUGCAGGACUACAGCUACAAGCGGGCGGCCGACGACAUGGCCGAGCUGUGCCGCCAGAUGGGGCUCAGCCGGAUCAUCCUGGGCGGCCACGACUGGGGCGGGUCGAUCGUGUACCGCGUCGCGCAGUACUACCCGGCCCUGAUCGCCGCGGUGUUCAGCAUCUGCACGCCCUACUUCCCGCCGAACGCCAAGUACGAGCCGCUGGGGAUGCUGGUGCAGAAGCGGCUGCCCAACUUCGGGUACCAGGAGCACUUUGUCUCGGGCGAGAUCGAGGAGGCAGUCCAGUCCAAGGCCGAGAUCCGCCAGUUCCUGGUCAACAUGUACGGCGGCCGCACCGCGGACACGCGCGAGGUGGCCUUCGACGCGAACAAGGGGCUCGACCUGGCGCGGCAGGCGCGCAUGGGCUCGACCAAGCUCCUCGCCGCCGACGAGCUCGAGUACUACGUGGACGAGUACGCGCGGCACGGCGUCUACGGCCCGCUCAACUGGUACCGCACCCGCGAGGUCAACUACAUGAACGAGUGGCGCGACUUCUUCGGCAGCGGGCGCAAGGCCCCCGCCCAGGCCGACCGCGACCAGAGGCUGAACCAGGAGGUGCUGUUCGUCCUGAGCAAAAAGGACCAGGCCCUGCAGCCCUUCAUGGCCGCCAAGAUGCCCGAGCGCAUCCCGCGGCUGACCUGGCGCGAGGUGGAUGCGGGCCACUGGGCGCUGUGGGAGAGGCCCGAGGACUGCAACCGGCUCAUUGGCGAGUGGUUGGAGGAGAAGGUCUUCCCGAUGAUGGCACGGGAGAGCAAACUGUGAGUCGAGAAGGCUCUGAAGGCCUCUCUGAAGAAAGGAAACUGAAGUCUUCUGUAUCUAUCAUAUUGUCAAUUGACUUGCACUUGGCUGGAUAAUCUCGGGGCCCAUUUCGCCUUCGAGCUAUUUGCAAAAAGCGGUCGAAAAAGAUUCAUCAAGUAAGAAUGCUACUUUUGUUGUCCGCGA